Molecule: messenger RNA, 2656 nt
Organism: Pieris napi
Lineage: Eukaryota; Metazoa; Arthropoda; Insecta; Lepidoptera; Pieridae
Gene: eya
Product: eyes absent homolog 2
Exons: 15
Coding region: 383-2284 (633 amino acids)
Biological process (GO): negative regulation of extrinsic apoptotic signaling pathway in absence of ligand; cell differentiation; multicellular organism development
Cellular component (GO): nucleus
Molecular function (GO): protein tyrosine phosphatase activity
Source: RefSeq, a predicted model, not a curated record
GAAUUUCAGUACGGUUUGAGAUAGCUACGGAGAGCUUUGUUAGUUCGAUUGUUGAGGAUUUUUUACGUUCGUAACAAAUUUAAGUUGAAACCGGUUUUUUUGUGUGUGACGAUAUUUUAUAGUGCGCCGAUUUAGGUAAGUGUGGUGAUAUUGAACUGGUGUGGAACUGGGCAUGUUUUUUGAUGCAUGCGAUGGUUGCAAAUGAGUUAAUUUAUCGAAUGCGGGAAUGCAGACAUUAAGAACUGAGAGACAAAAAAGUAAUGUGUGCAUUCAGUGAGUGGACGUAAAAAACAUUGUGCCAAUCCAAUAUGCCGCGAACUGUGCCCCGCGCAAAAGACUGUCAAAGUGACAUUGACGUUUGUGUGAUCGGAAUGUAAUCAGCAUGGUGACAUUGAUGCCGUGUAGCUACCUCAGCGGCGGGUCCCCGCGAUGCAGUUUGGACACAGAGCCCAAGACUAAACGACCAAGAUCGGAUACAGGCACAGAUGUUAGAUUACAAAGCGAAGCGGCUAGUCCUGGAUCAGAAUCAACAUCAGACUCCCCACCAUCCUUGCUCCAGGAUGCAAACCUUCCCGCACUGCUAGCCACCACCUACCCCAACACAUCCACCAGCUCGCUAACCGGUGACGUCCUAGGCUUGUCUGAAGUGGAAAAUCUCAACGGAUGCCCCAGCACAUUGCCACUGCCAUUGACCUCGACUGGCCUUUCCACCUCCACGUCUGCUGUCGCUUGGUUGAUGAAUGAAGAUAGUACGGGUGGUGGUGUGAAGAGCGAAGUCCGAAGUCCAGGGCUUUGUGACGCGGACGUCGCCUUGUACGGGGAGACUCUGCCGUACGACCAGUCCGCGUUGUCUUAUCAGUAUUAUAAUAGUAUGCAACAAUAUGGCGGUGGAGGCGCUGCAUCAUCUUACGUCAGUUCGUCCUUGUACAACCAGCCCUAUGGCGCUUACCCAACUGCGCACAAUUCUAAUAAUAGGCCCUCGUGCAAAGCGACGCCAACGUACCUAAGUGCUUAUGGCGUGGGCGGUGUCGGUACAGUGCCAAGCACAGGUUUCGGAACCCAACCAUCACCCUAUGCGUAUUCUUCAUAUAACAGCGGCCUGGCGCAGUCUUUUUCAAAUACCCAACAGGACUACGGAAGUUACGCAACCGGCUAUGCAGAUCAUAGCGUUGCCCAAUAUGGUGGGUACUAUGCAACCCCUAGUUAUUCACCCUACGUUAGUUCGCCAAGCAGCAGCGGUAGCGCAGGACACACGUCUUAUCACCUCGGUGGUACUUUAGCAGAUUCACCGUCAACAAUGCUUCCAUCAAUUAAUGACACACCUCUAUCACCAAUCAAAAAUGAAAUACACGCUGCCAGUAGAAGGUGUAGAGAAAACUCAGGAGAAAGCACAGCAUCAAGAUCUCGUGGGAGAGGAAGGAGAAAUACAUCAUCAUCACCUGCCCAACAUGUUCCCGAGCCAACUACCGAAAGAGUAUUUAUCUGGGAUCUUGACGAGACAAUUAUCAUAUUCCACUCUCUGCUAACUGGGACAUAUGCUACGAAGUACAAUAAGGACACACAGCAAAUAGUACAACUGGGAUUCAGAAUGGAGGAGAUGAUUUUCAGUCUAGCAGACACACAUUUCUUCUUUAAUGAUGUUGAGGACUGUGACCAGGAGCACAUAGACGCAGUGGCAGCAGACGAUAAUGGCCAGGACUUAUCUGCCUACAACUUCGCAUCCGACGGGUUUCACGCAGGGGCGGCACCUAAUGCAGGCUUAUGCGCUCCUGGUGUAAGAGGCGGAGUUGAUUGGAUGAGAAAGUUGGCGUUUCGAUACCGAAAAAUUAAGGAUACAUACAAUAAUUAUAGGAAUAGUGUGGGCGGCUUACUUGGACCAGCGAAACGUGAGCAGUGGCUACAAUUACGAGCAGAACUUGAGCAGGGCACAGACAACUGGUUGACGUUGGCCUGCAAAUGCCUUAAUAUGAUCAAUUCUAGAGAAAAUUGCGUAAAUGUAUUGGUGACGACAACGCAACUGGUACCAGCGUUAGCCAAGGUGUUGCUGUUCGGUCUUGGAGGAGUGUUCCCUAUCGAAAAUAUUUAUUCCGCUACUAAAACAGGCAAGGAAACAUGCUUUGAGAAAAUCAAGCAGCGAUUUGGAGAGAGGUGUACCUAUGUCGUGAUAGGAGAUGGACAAGACGAAGAGGCUGCGGCUAAAGCUAAGAAUUAUCCGUUUUGGCGGAUAUCCGGACACUCGGAUAUAGCGGCUCUAUACAACGCAUUGGAUAUGGGCUUCUUAUGAUCUGCUGUUACCCUGGUAUAUGGAAUUUUGUAUAUAAACACCAUCCUGCCGUGGAUUCGAUUUUUGAGUAUUAUUUUGAUGUGGACAAAGAACUCAGAUUUAUUUAGGAUAAUUUUGUGGUGGUACUUUGGAUGGAGACUUCUUAUGUUGUUCUGAUAACCUGGUAUUUCAGUACAAGUUGUUUGAAAAUCUCCUAAAUUUUCUACUUUUGAGCGUUAUUUAUUUAAUUUACACGCAAUGGAUGAUAAAUUACUCAGUGGAAUUUCAGGGAUUUUAUAAAUUAAUAUAGAAAACAAAGAAAUCGUUAAAAUUUAUUAUGAUAAUUCCAUUGAUAUACAAAAAACCCAAGAUGCACACUCAGCGUCAAAAAAA